AUGGCCCUGAGCAGCCCUAGGCCCACACCGCCUGGGGCAUCUGCGGAUGCCCCUGCCCCUCACACACACGUGGGGAAGCUGAGCAGACACCAGCUAGGGCAGACACUGGCCCAGAGGACCGGCGUCCACGCCAGUGAGCGGCACGCGGCCAGGGGCACAGCCAGCCACGGUUACCCGCUCCGGUGGCCCCAGGGGGCGCUGGCCUGUCCCGGGACCGGGCCUCGUGCCGGAGCGCCAGCCCUGCCCCCUCGGCCGGGAAAGCUCCUGUUGCUCCGCGGGGCAGCUUUAGAAAGCCGGGCCCAGGCUCCUGAACCCCUGGCCCCCGUACAAGACGCCGCACCAACUUGCAAGCCGGGCCAGGGGACCAGCUGUGGGGGAGGGCAGUACAAGGGGACUCUAGUCCCCGCAGAGGCACAAUCGGGGCCCCCGCCCAGGGUGUGCGCACAGGUGAACACACGCGUCUCUAUCCCGGGGUGGAAGGCCCGUCCGGACACCUCGGGAGAAUGUGGGAUUGGCCGGCCGCCGCUGGCACACCGCGGAGGAGAGCCGACCAGCCAGCCACACAGACGGACGCCAAGGCGCGGCCGGCCAGCCCCCGGAAGCCACCCCGCCCCCACCCCCGUCAGAGACCCGCGCCGUGCAGGGAGGGGGGCGGCGUCCCCCGGGAGCAGGCCGUGCAAUGAGCUCCGCGUCCGCCCGGACGGACCCCACCCCUCGGGAAGUCAGUGCACACCAGCCGCCCCCGGCCACGGCCGGCCGCAGCCCCGGCCUCUGCCGGUGACAUCUUGCUCAUCCCGUGACCCUGAGGCCGGGAGGGAGCGGAGCCACGGGGCGGGAGGAGACCCAGGGGUGGACGACGCCUCACUCACCCCCUUGCAGGACGUUGGCGUGGAGGAAGCGGCAGCCCCGGUCGGGCCCUGGGCUGUGCAGCGGAGGAAGCGCGUGGCGGGGGCCGGCCGGCGGCGGGGGGGCCAUCCCGGAGGGGCCGGCCGGGGCCGCGGGCCCAGACUAGCAGAGAGGGCCGGCCGUCAGCAGGGGCGGGCGGAGGCUGCUCGGAGGUCCUGCUGCUCCCGGGCUUCCCGGCGGCGCUUGCUGGAAAGGACUGCGGGCCUGCCGCACGUGGCGCACCUGGAGCAGGCAAGAAGGGCCGAGUCGGGGAGGGAGGCCCGCCCGCCCCCCGGCGAGCCCGGGGUGGGAGGGGCAGCCCCCCGGGAGCUCCACCGCCCCGACACAGCCAUGCCACCCGGAAGGGGGCCGGGGGCCGCUGUGGCUGCGGGUGGGGACGCCCCAAGCUCGCCAGGAGGGCCUGGGGAGCUGCAGCCCCGUGGACGCCCUCGGCCUUGCUGCGACCUGGGGGUCUCACUGCGGUGCCACUCUGGGUCAGAGGUCAACAGCCCUUUCGGCCUCUGGUCCCCACGGCGAAGGGAGGGCGAAGGGAGGGCGGGCCCUGCGAUCGCCCAGAGAACCACCUGCCGGGAGAAGCCUGGCCGGCUGAGUCGGGGCGUGGCCGCCCGGCACCGUGAGGUCAGCCCCGGGCGUGGCCCCCACCGCACCGGGGUCCCCGCGACCCUCGCUCCCGGCCCUGGUGCGCCAGGCCCGGCAGGAGCAGCCGAGGGCCUGCGGCAGGGGGGACCCCCCCAGAGGCUGCUGGUGGGAGCGGCCCGGCCCACUGGCUGUGGGGACCCCCUCGGGGCCGGCCCGGUCCUCCCCACGCUGGCCACGGGGCUCGGGCCGGUCCGUGUGCCCGGGCCCCACACGAAGGCGCUGGCAUCUGUCUUGGCUCCUGCUUGGGCGCUGGUGGCUGGCCCCGGCGGGCUGCCGUGCGUGGGGCCAUCUGGGGCCAAGCCGGGCACGGGGAGGAGAGGCCCCCAGACCCUGCUCCCUGCCACCCGGGCGUCAAGCCCAGGCCCCGAGAGCCUGGCCAGGGCCCAGGCUCUGAGGGUCACUCCCGGGCUGGCGGGCUGGCUCCAAGAAGCAACCACCACUGCCCCCACGCCCAAACUCCAGAGGGCACCGCACCCCCCGCCCCCCGGACCCCCAUCGCCCCGGGCCCGGCCGGCACCCCUGCCCACUCACCCGCACGCAGCUCCUGUGCCCCAUGCCCGAUCCACAGAUCGCCUCGGGGUCCACGCACCCACAGAUCCACAGAUCGCCUUGGGGUCCACGCACCUGAGCCCCACAGAUCCACAGAUCCACAGAUCGCCUCGGGGUCCACGUGCCCGGGCCCCACAAAUCCACAGAUUGCCUCAGGGUCCACGCACCCGCACCCCACAGAACCACAGAUCGCCUCGGGGUCCACGCGCCCCACAGAUCGCCUCAGGGUCCACGCACCCGCACCCCACAGAACCACAGAUCGCCUCGGGGUCCACGCACCUGCGCCCCACAGAACCACAGAUCGCCUCGGGGUCCACGUGCCCCACAGAUCCACAGAUCGCCUCGGGGUCCACGCACCCCACAGAUCCACAGAUCGCCUCGGGGUCCACGCACCCCACAGAUCCACAGAUCGCCUCGGGGUCCACGCACCCCACAGAUCCACAGAUCGCCUCGGGGUCCAUGUGCCCGGGCCCCACAGAUCACCUCGGGGUCCAUGCACCCCACAGAUCCACAGAUCACCUCAGGAUCCACGCACCCCACAGAUCCACAGAUCCACAGAUCGCCUCGGGGUCCACGCGCCCCACAGAUCCACAGAUCGCCUCGGGGUCCACGCGCCCGCACCCCACAGAUCGCCUCGGGGUCCACGCACCCGCGCCCCAGCAGAGAGUGGCACCGGAGAGAACACGCGGCGUCGGCAUCAGCUCGUUCCUCAGUGUGGGGAAGGACACCCCAGGGUCACUCGGCCACGAUGCCCACGAGCACCUCAACCCCAGGAGAGGCCCCGCACCCCACCUCUGCCUUGACAUCCUCCCCCCACCGCCUUCCAAGCGGAGCCCACAGAAGUUGGAGGAAAGGCGCACACCACACGUGAGGAGCAGCAUGUGCAAAGGCCCUGAGGCGGACUUCACCUGCACAGGAGCUGAAGCCGGCUGCCGCCAGGAGCCAGCAGAGGCCUCCCCACGGAAGAGUCUGGGGAAACCCAUCUCCAUCCUCCUUUCCUCCUUCGCUGGCCUUCUGUCCCCAGAAGAGACUGGGGGUAGCACCCCGCCCCUCUGGGUGGGCGCCUUUGUCACCACCACCAGAGGCCUGGCAGCAUUGAGCCCUGUCCUUGCCCACCGCGAGGCCGUCAUUUCCUCCUGA
Molecule: messenger RNA, 3234 nt
Organism: Perognathus longimembris pacificus (Pacific pocket mouse)
Lineage: Eukaryota; Metazoa; Chordata; Mammalia; Rodentia; Heteromyidae
Product: collagen alpha-1(I) chain-like
Exons: 7
Coding region: 1-3234 (1077 amino acids)
Source: RefSeq, a predicted model, not a curated record